AUGACGUCGAGAAACCCGACGACAUGGGACCAGUACGAGCGCGGGGACUUGUCCCGAACCGGUAGCAGCUCGUCACUGGGGAACCGGAGCGUCCAGGCUGAAAAUGAUGCAUCUCGAUUAGGUCGCAGUCUCGACCUACACCAUCAAGACAGUGCCGAGUGGCCUCGCCUGAGGCGGACGAGAUCCUCUCUCCCUAAUGCCCUCACUGCCCUGACCGACAUUGGCGGCGUCAACAGCAUCCGCUCUUUUACCCGCAGCUGGCGCCGCGCCGCCGGCUUCACCGAGGUCAUCCCACAACGCCCUUCCUUCGUAUUCGCCCCGGAUCAGGCCCCUAUCGGCGGUGGACUAGACGGCCAUGCCACCCCCUAUGACCGGGGCGACCUUGAGGCGGCGCCAUCGUCGGAGCGGGACUCCCUUCUGCGCCAGCAGCUCGAGUCGGGCAUGGCCCCCGCCUCCGGUGAGCAGUCCCCCCGCGGAGAGAGUCCUGACCCGGGCGCCAGUCGCAUGCCUUUCCGCCAGCCAAGUGUCGACUCUCGCGAUCGUGAGCAAAAGGCGCUGGAGCAUCACGAUUGGGCCCAGAUGUUCAGGGUCGGCAGCCACUCGACCACCUCGGCGGGCUCGAUAUUCGCCGUUCCUCCCCACCUCGCCACGCCUCCGCUCGUCGGCAGCUACGGGUCGGCCGUCGUCGACUACGGUACAAUACGUUCCGAUGUCAGCCGGGCCUCCAGGGCCCAAGCGGCAACCCUAUGGCGGCAGCAGCAGGAGGCCGGGGGGAAUGUGCCCGACGGGGAGAUCGCCCCCAUCUUGGUGAAGGAGGUGGAGCAGGACGGCAAGAUCGUCUUGGCCGUCGAGGGGCAGUCGACGCUUCCUCAAACCGUCUUCAAUUCAACAAACGUCCUGAUCGGCGUCGGUCUCCUGAGUCUGCCCAUGGGCAUCAAAUACGCCGGCUGGCUCUGUGGGAUGCUUGCCUUGUUCCUUUGCGCGGCUGUGACUGCGUGGACAGCAAAGCUGCUGGCCAAAUGCAUGGACCUAGACCCGAGCCUCAUCACUUUCUCCGACCUCGCCUUCAUUUCGUUUGGCCGGAACGCGCGGAUAGCUACCAGUAUCCUGUUCACACUCGAGUUGCUGGCAGCUUGCGUCGCCCUCUUUGUUCUCUUUGCCGACUCGUUUGAUCUGCUGUUCCCCGGCGUUUUGUCGGUUAUGGGCUGGAAGAUUCUCUGCGCCAUUAUCUUGAUACCCCUGAACUUUUUCCCGUUGAGGCUGCUAAGCUUCACGAGCGUUAUUGGCAUCUUUUCAUGCCUUAGCAUCGUGCUCAUCCUACUUCUUGACGGCUUCCUGAAGCCCACAUCGCCGGGGUCCCUUCUUGAACCGGCCAAGACAUACCUAUUUCCUGCCAAUUGGCUAACGUUACCGCUAUCUUUUGGGCUUCUCAUGUCCCCAUGGGGUGGCCACGGCGUCUUUCCCAAUAUCUACCGUGAUAUGAGACAUCCAUACAAAUACGCGCAAGCUGUGAAAAUUUCCUUCUCAUUUACCUAUGUCCUUGACGCCGUCACGGCCGUUGCCGGCCUGCUCAUGUUCGGGGAUGAUGUCCGCGACGAGAUUACUUCCAACAUUUUAAUGGAGUCUAGCUACCCGCGCACGCUAACUGUGCUCAUGUGCCUCUGCAUCGGCAUCAUCCCGCUGACCAAGAUACCACUCAAUGCUCGGCCCAUUGUGGCAACGAUCGAGGUGCUGCUGGGUUUGCACCAGCAGACAAUGGCCGGCACCCCUGAACUCGUGGGGAGGACCAUGUCCUUUCGCGGCGCCAUGAAGGUGGCCAUCCGCAUCCUGGUCAUCCUCUGCUUUCUGGCCAUCUCGAUCGUCUUCCCCGCCUUCGACAGCAUCAUGGCAUUCAUGGGGAGCGCCUUGUGCUUUACUAUCUGCGUCACCCUCCCCAUUGCAUUUUACCUCAAGCUCUUUGGCCACGAGAUCCCAGCCAGGGAGAAGCUCUUUGCCGGUUCUGUCAUGGCAGUCUCCUCCGUUUUGUCCGUCAUCGGCACCGUCUGGGCGUUCCUGCCCAAGAGCUUGAUUGGCGCCGAACCUGCAAUGCCUUCAUAG
Messenger RNA from Canariomyces notabilis, 2097 nucleotides. RefSeq lists its product as uncharacterized. The transcript has 8 exons. Gene Ontology annotation, cellular component: fungal-type vacuole membrane. The record is from RefSeq and is a predicted model, not a curated record. Lineage: Eukaryota; Fungi; Ascomycota; Sordariomycetes; Sordariales; Chaetomiaceae. The coding region runs from base 1 to 2097 and encodes 698 amino acids. Gene Ontology annotation, biological process: proline transport; amino acid transmembrane transport. Gene Ontology annotation, molecular function: L-glutamine transmembrane transporter activity.